AUGGCUCUGCUUACUUUUGUACCUGAGGCCACGGAGCCCAAGAACAAGAAGAAAGCACCACCACCAUCAAAACGCAGGCAAAAGCAGUCGUCGAGCUCUAAAAAGCAACAAAACCCACCAUCCUCAUCCUCAUCCUCAUGGGACCAGAUCAAGAACCUGCUCACCUGUAAACAGAUCGAAGGUUCAAGAGUUCAUGACCCAUCAAAGAAUCAUAACAUCGCCAAUGGUGGCGCAGGCGCAGCUGCUGCCGGGUACUCGAAACUGGGGUCUUCUUGCAGCUCCAUUUGCAGCUUCAGAGAUGUCGUUCAUGGCAACACCAGGGUCGUUCACAGAGCCGACAACUCGCCCGAGAGUAGCUCGCUGGGUCAGGAAACUGGGUUACUGGGUCGGAAACAUGUGACUCGGUCAUCAACUCGGUCUUCCUCCUCUAGAUCCAACGCUACUGGGACUGGUGCUGCUUAUAAUACUACGUCCGCCUCCUCCUCCUCCAGAGGAAUGCAAUUCAGGAAGCUCUCAGGCUGUUAUGAGUGCCACAUGAUCGUUGAUCCUAGCAGGUACCCAAUUCCGAGGUCUAGUGUUUGUGUUUGCUCUCAGUGCGGAGAGAUCUUCCCCAAGAUGGAUAGUUUGGAACAUCACCAAGCAAUUCGCCAUGCUGUAUCGGAGCUGGGAGUUGAAGAUUCCGGCCGAAACAUUGUGGAGAUAAUAUUCAAAUCAAGCUGGCAGAAGAAAGACAUUCCCAUCUGCAAGAUCGAACGGAUACUAAAGGUUCACAACACGCAGCGCACGAUCCAAAGGUUCGAGGACUGCCGGGAUGCCGUGAAGAACCGUGCGCUGGGCACCACACGAAAGAACCCCAGGUGCGCAGCGGACGGGAACGAGCUGUUGCGGUUCCACUGCGCCUGCAUCUCGUGCACGCUCGGCGCACGUGGCUCGUCCAGCUUGUGCGGCUCCGUACCGGGCUGCGGAGUGUGCACGAUUAUCAGGCAUGGCUUCCAAGGCAAAGCCGGAGGGGAAGGGGGCAAGGGAGUGCGGACCACUGCCAGCAGCGGUAGGGCCCACGACUCCUUGAGCUGUACGGACGGGCGUAGGGCCAUGCUGGUGUGCCGUGUCAUUGCUGGCAGGGUUAGGCGCAUUGCGGACGAUGCGCCGACGGAGGAGGAUGCGUUGUCGUCCUUGUCGGCUCCUGGCUCCUACGAUUCUGUAGCCGGAUUCGCCGGAUUAUAUUCAAAUCUCGAGGAGCUGGUGGUUUAUAAUCCGAGGGCCAUCCUCCCAUGCUUCGUAGUCAUUUACAGGGCUCUAGAGUCGUGA
Messenger RNA from Prunus armeniaca (apricot), 1308 nucleotides. The record is from the annotation of a GenBank genome assembly. Lineage: Eukaryota; Viridiplantae; Streptophyta; Magnoliopsida; Rosales; Rosaceae.